AAGGAUAACUCCUAGGAUUCUAUUGCCUUGAGCCAGGGCUGUUGGAAGUGGUGCCAAACUGCAUGAAAUCCACACUGUAUUGUGGGUGCCUUGGAGAGUUCUGACAUGAGAGUGGAAGUCCUGAGCCUGCUGCUGCUGCUGCUUGUGUUUCAAAGGCAUCGACCCCGCCCCCGGGCUUGAAAGGAGCAGAAGCAGGAGAAAGCCCAGUGCCCAGCAGCUGCGAAGGGAGGAUGGUGGCUGCAGCAGCGGGAGGAAGACCCAGCCCCAGCCCCAGCCCCCAGGAACAGCCCCAGCCCCCCAGCGGGGGGUCUCCGGGACAGAUCAGAUGUGAAGACGCCCUCUCGGUCUGCAGCAAAUUGUGCUAUGGCAUUGGAGGCGCCCCAAACCAAGUUGCUAGCAGCGCUGCUUCAUUCUUCCUUCAGAUCUAUCUUUUAGAUAUAGCUCUAAUUACUCCACUGCAUGCUUCCUUGGUGUUCUUCAUUGGCAGAGCAUGCGGAGCAGCCUCUGAUCCUAUUGCAGGUUUUUUUAUUAAUAAAAGCAAAUGGACUAAAAUUGGCCGACUCAUGCCUUGGUUACUGGGCUGUACGCCUUUCCUCAUUGUGUCCUAUUUCUUGCUGUGGUACUUACCUCCCUUCAUAUCUGCAAGAGUUGUAUGGUAUCUGGUUUUCUAUUGCCUUUAUCAAGCACUGUCUACAUUGUUCCAGGUAUCAUAUUCCUCUCUCACAAUGUUCCUCACCACGGAGCAGAAGGACAGAGACUCUGCAACAGCUUAUAGGAUGACAUUUGAAGUCCUAGGAACCUUGGUUGGAGCUGCACUCCAAGGGCAAAUAGUUGCCAGCGCUCAUGCUCCUGAUCACUGCCAAUACAACAAUUCCAUAGAAAGUCUGUACUCCACCAGUAUACGAGAAAACAUUUCCACCAUCCACGACCUGUCUCAUGGAAGAAAACUCUACAUGAUCACAGCUGGAACAAUAGGAGGGAUAUAUCUUGUUGGCAGCGCUGCCCUUUUCUUUGGUGUGAAAGAAAAAAUUGACCCAUAUGCCUUGGAAACAGACCGAAGAAUUCCUUUCUUUGAGGGACAUAAGCUGGCAUUGAAAUUUGGGCCCUAUGUUAAGUUCACAACAUCAUUUCUCCUGAUCUCAACUGCUGUCCAGCUUGAACAAAGCAACUUUGUCCUCUUUUGUACCCAUGCAGCUGAUCUUCACAGCCACUUUCAGAACUUAGUGGUGACCAUUUUGGUGUCAGCAACACUGAGUAUUCCUUUCUGGCAAUGGUUUCUCAGGCACUUUGGAAAAAAGAGUGCAGCCUGUGGGAUAUCGUGGAUGAUCCCUUUUGCAAUAAUGCUGGUGACGAUCCCAAAUGUGUUCCUUGCCUACAUGGUGGCUUUUGUAUCUGGGCUGAGCACUGCAGCAUCUAUGCUGUUGCCAUGGUCCAUGUUGCCUGAUAUAGUUGACCACUUUCGAGUACAGAAUCCUCAUUCCACCGGACAUGAGACCAUUUUCUAUUCUUCGUAUGUUUUUUUCGCCAAGAUAUCAUCUGGGAUUGGAUUGGGGAUUUCCUUCUCUACUCUGGAUCUUGCAGGUUACAAAUCAAGGGCAUGCAAGCAGUCCAGCAGUGUUGUUAUCGUGUUAAAAGUCUUGAUUGGUGCUAUUCCAGCCAUCCUCAUUCUAUUAGGCUUAUUUAUACUCUAUUUCUAUCCAAUUAAUGAGAAGAGCCGAAAAGAAACGAAAUAUGCCCUUGAAAAUCUAAGGAGGAAUUACCCAAGCAUUGAAAUGAUCCCAGAAAAUGAAGAAAACACAUCAAUGUGAAAGCCUGAACAGAAAAAGUUUCUAGCAACUAAAACCUGAUCGGUGAAUGAAAGCUUCUUUGUCUUACCUCACUCCAGCUUUGUCUCAAACCACAUUUAUCUGAAUAUCAAGGUUUAAUUAUUUAAAAACAUGAUCAUUUGGAUCAUUGUUUGAAUUGGACUGUUUAGUUUGUGUAUGUGUAAAAUAUUUUCACCAUAUUGUUGUGAGAUCUAUUUGGAAAAUGGAAUGAGUCAUGCUUGGGCCACAAUUAUUGUAUGGAGGAUUAUUCAUUUUACAAACCUGCUAUCUUGCAAUGAUUCAUGUCAAAUAUGUAGUGCUCUUUAAAAAUGUUGAUCAGAUUUUAAAAGAACAGGUCCUGUUCACCAUAAAAAAUGUCAGGCAAUUUCCUUUGGUUAGCGGAAUCCCUUUCCACCAUUACUUGAUGUGUUAAUGAAUUUAGAGCAAUAUAAAAUAUUUUUGAAGAAUUAUUUUCUAACCAACCCAUCCAAAUCCUUGGAGAGUUUUUAGCAUUUUCAUUUUUUUAAUGUGAUCGUUGUGCCUUCUUAAGAGAAUGAAACAAAACCUAUGCAGUACAUUUUAGGCAGAUGUCUGGCUAAAGGGAUCCAUGAGCAAAAAUGAAUGCCAAAUAUGGAUGGAAUUAACUACUUGCUUUCUUUGUGCAUUUCAAUUUGAACCUUGAAAGUUUCCAAAUGAACACAGCGAGGGCAAAUGCCAUGCAGUACCUUAUAUGUGACAAGACAGUAGUAGAAAGGGCAAGUGAGUUCUUCCCUGCUUCUUAUUGCACAAAUACAUGGGAUAGAGCUAUAGCAAAUUGUGAUUUAGGCCCCUUCCACACAGCUGUAUAUAAUCCACAUUAUCUGCUUUGAACUGAAUUAUAUAGCAAUGUGGGUGCAGAUAAUCCAAAGCAGAUAAUGUGGAUUAUCUGCUUUGAUAUUCUGGAUUAUAUGGCUGUGUGGAAGAGCCCUUAGUGUAUAUAAAAUGUCGUUUACUAAACGGUAGCCCAUGGAUCCUAGAAUGGGAUUAUAUAAACUUUUUAGAUCAUUUCACAGUAUCCAUAGCUCAUAUGAGUAUCACCAAAGGACAGAGGGCUGAUAUGUACAUGGAUGCUUUUGUGGAAAUACUGUUUCUAGAAAGUUUUAGGUGCUAUAUAUGUAAUCCCAAUUUCCCUAAUUGCAAGAGCCAGAAUUAGCCUUUUGUGUGUGAGUGAGAUGGGAGCAGUAGAUUAUUUAUACACAUAGCUCUCAGUCAUGCUACUUGGUUAUAACAACCAUCAAGUGCAAUUUCACUAAUUUACUGAGGUGUUCUGGUCCUGUUUUGUAAGUACAAGUGAUUGAAACUGUCAAAUAGGUGCAAAACAAGGGCAGGUUGUUCACAUGUCACCUUUCCCUUCUUGUAGGAAUGGAAACUAGCUCUUCAGUUAAAGCAUUCGUGACCUAAAAAACUUACUUGUGGGACAUCAAAUUGACACAGAAAUAUUUAGCACAUGGCAAAUCUUCUGUUCAGUGCUAGCCAAAUGUGAUGAUGUUCUUCCAGCAUUCUUCCUUAAAUUAAAUUACUACAUUAAAUUACUACAUUUCUUCCA
Molecule: messenger RNA, 3390 nt
Organism: Anolis carolinensis (green anole)
Lineage: Eukaryota; Metazoa; Chordata; Lepidosauria; Squamata; Anolidae
Gene: mfsd2b
Product: MFSD2 lysolipid transporter B, sphingolipid
Exons: 14
Coding region: 231-1808 (525 amino acids)
Biological process (GO): carbohydrate transport
Cellular component (GO): plasma membrane
Molecular function (GO): sphingolipid intramembrane carrier activity; symporter activity
Source: RefSeq, a predicted model, not a curated record